This is a messenger RNA of Penicillium coprophilum, 1758 nucleotides long. Its product is annotated as putative bifunctional fatty acid transporter/acyl-CoA synthetase (FAT1). Lineage: Eukaryota; Fungi; Ascomycota; Eurotiomycetes; Eurotiales; Aspergillaceae. The transcript is spliced from 4 exons. The coding region runs from base 1 to 1758 and encodes 585 amino acids. The record is from RefSeq and is a predicted model, not a curated record. Gene Ontology annotation, molecular function: long-chain fatty acid transmembrane transporter activity; long-chain fatty acid-CoA ligase activity.
AUGGACGUAUUCUCUGAAGUUGGCGCGCCUGCGGUGGCCAUGGCAUCCGCCUUGACGGUGGCCGCUGGUGCAUAUCUGAAUGCAAAGCUUGCUAUUUCCACCGAUUUGCGAACAAUCGCCGGUGAUAAAGCUGCUUUGAAACGGUUAAACGAUCGUAUCGCAGCGCUUGAUGACUCACCAACCAUAUACAAGAUACUCGAACGGGCGGUGGAGCUUGAGGGACGAGGUACCACUGAUGCGCUCUGGUUUGAGCAUAAGACAUGGUCAUACAGCCAAAUAAAAGACUUGGCCGACAGAAUGGCCGCUCUUUUGAAGAGCCGUGAUAUCAACACCGGGGAUACAGUGGCUAUUUUUACCAGUAACUCUCCAGAAAUGGUCGUGACUCUGUAUGCUUUGUCAAAAUUGGGCGCAGUCGCAGCAAUGAUCAACACCAGCUUGCGAGACGAUACUUUCAUUCAUUGUGUCAACGUCUCCAGCUCCAAAUUGAUUGUCUCAACCGCAGAUCUGUCUGAGCACAUCUGCGUUGACCUACCACACUUCACAUACAACAUGGGGUCAUUCGAAGGUACCGAGACAGGCUCAACCGAGCUCGUCACCUCAGAAACUCUCCAGCAAUUCUCUCCGUCCGGAAUGGCAGCAGCCAAGUGCACCACAAAGGAUAUCUGCGCCCUGAUAUAUACCUCGGGAACAACGGGAAAACCCAAAGCCUGCGGUAUCCGCAACAUGCUCGCGAUGAUCACCUCCACCCCACUCUCAGUAGAUGCCAACAACCCCGACAAAUACCACCCAUUCCGCGUAUACUCCCCUCUACCCCUCUUCCAUGGAACAGCCUUCUUCAUUGGCCUAUGCACAGCCAUUGGCAACGGAGGAACCUUAUGUCUCGGACGAAAAUUCUCCGCCUCCCGCUUCUGGAAAGAGGUGCACGACUCAGGCGCAACACGCAUCCUGUACAUCGGCGAGUUAUGUCGGUACCUUCUCGCAGCGCCGCCGUCGCCUUAUGACCAGGACCACAAGUGCAUUGUGGCAAGCGGUAACGGGCUGCGCGGAGAGAUCUGGGAGAAGUUCCGUAACCGUUUCAACGUUCCCGAGAUCCGGGAGUUCUACCGCUCAACCGAGGGAAUUGCCAAAUUCGAUAAUCACGGUGUUGGAGCUUGGGGCGCUGGCAAGAUCGGGUUUUCUGGACCUAUCCGCCGGUUUGUGGAAGAUGUCACUUUCAUCGUUAAGUAUGAUACCGAUACCGAGAUGCCUUACCGAGAUCCUGUCACUGGGUUCUGUGUCAAAGCUGCGCUUGGAGAGGAGGGUGAGGCAAUUGGCCGUGUCCGAGACCGUGGUCUGCUGAUUGAGUAUCUGGGUAAUGAGGCAGCAACGGAGGAGAAGCUUCUGCGGGAUGUGUUUCAAAAGGGAGACUUGUUCCAGCGGACUGGAGACUUGGUUGUUCAAGAUGACUCUGGGUGGGUGAGGUUCCAAGAUCGAGUUGGUGACACUUUCCGCUGGAAGGGUGAGAACGUUAGCGCAGGUGAGAUCCGGGACCAUAUUUGCCGGAUUGAGGGUGUGCAUGACGCUGUGGUAUAUGGUGUGAAGCUUAGUGGAUACGAUGGUCAGGCUGGAGCUGCUGGUAUUACGCUGGAAUCACCAUCAGUUGAGACAGAAUUGAUGUCGAAUCUGUACAAAGAGCUCAAAAAGAAGGGUGUUCCUUCAUAUGCUCUGCCUCGCUUGGUCCGACUUACUGAGAAGUCAGCAUUCCCUUCACGGCAAUGA